Schistocerca gregaria is the source of this 7362-nucleotide messenger RNA. Its product is annotated as nascent polypeptide-associated complex subunit alpha, muscle-specific form-like. Lineage: Eukaryota; Metazoa; Arthropoda; Insecta; Orthoptera; Acrididae. The record is from RefSeq and is a predicted model, not a curated record. The coding region runs from base 1 to 7362 and encodes 2453 amino acids. The transcript has 3 exons.
AUGCCAGACCUGCCGCCAUCGCCUCUGGCUGAGCCAGCGCCGGCCGCCGCAACACAUCCCCAGCUGCCGCGCGGGCUACCGUCGCCCGCCGCUGUCUCCGACGCGCCAGACCUGCCGCCAUCGCCACUGGCCGAGCCAGAGCCGCCUGCCGCCAACACAUUCCCAGCUGCCGCGCCGCCCACCGUCGCCCGCCGCUGUCUCCGACGCGCCAGACCUGCCGCCAUCGCCACUGGCCGAGGCAGAGCCGCCCGCCGCCAACACAUUCCCAGAUGCCGCGCCGCCCACCGUCGCUCGCCACUGUCUCCGACGCGCCAGACCUGCCGCCAUCGCCACUGGCCGAGCCAGAGCCGCCCGCCGCCAACACAUUCCAAGCUGCCGCGCCGCCCACCGUCGCUCGCCGCUGUCUCCGACGCGCCAGACCUGCCGCCAUCGCCACUGGCCGAGCCAGAGCCGCCAGCGCUAACACAUUCCCAGCUGCCGCGCCGCCCACCGUCGCUCGCCGCUGUCUCCGACACGCCAGGCCCGCCGCCAUCGCCUCUGGCCGAGCCAGCGCCGCCCACCGUCGCCCGCCGCUCUCUCCUUCGCAGCAGGCCUGCCGCCAUCGCCACUGGCCGAGCCAAAGCAGCCCGCCGACAACACAGUCCCAGCUGCCGCGCCGCAAACCGUCGCUCGCCGCUGUCUCCGACACGCCAGACCAGCCGCCAUCGCCUCUGGCCGAGCCACCGCCGCCCACCGUCGCCCGCAGCUGUCUCCUUCGCAGCAGGCCUGCCGCCAUCGCCACUGGCCGAGCCAGAGCCGCCCCCCGCCAACACAUUCCCAGCUGCCGCGCCGCCCACCGUCGCUCGCCGCUGUCUCCGACGCGCCAGACCUGCCGCCAUCGCCACUGGCCGAGCCAGCGCCGCCUGCUGCCAACACAUCCCCAGCUGCCCCGCCGCCCACUGUCGCCCGCCGCUGUCUCCGACGCGCCAGGCCUGCCGCCAUCGCCUCUGGCCGAGCCAGCGCCGCCCACCGUCGCCCGCCGCUGUCUCCUUCGCAGCAGGCCUGCCGCCAUCGCCACUGGCCGAGCCAGAGCAGCCCGCCGCCAACACAGUCCCAGCUGCCGCGCCGCCCACCGUCGCCCGCCACUGUCUCCUUCGCAGCAGGCCUGCCGCCAUCGCCACUGGCCGAGCCAGAGCCGCCGGCGCCAACACAUUCCCAGCUGCCACGCCGCCCACCGUCGCUCGCCGCUGUCUCCGACAUGCCAGACCCGCCGCCAUCGCCUCUGGCCGAGCCAGCGCCGCCCACCGCCGCAAGCCGCUGUCUCCUUCGCAGCAGGCCUGCCGCCAUCGCCACUGGCCGAGCCAGAGCAGCCCGCCGCCAACACAGUCCCAGCUGCCGCGCCGCAAACCGUCGCUCGCCGCUGUCUCCGACACGCCAGACCCGCCGCCAUCGCCUCUGGCCGAGCCAGCGCAGCCCACCGUCGCCCGCCGCUGUCUCCUUCGCAGCAGGCCUGCCGCCAUCGCCACUGGCCGAGCCAGAGCAGCCCGCCGCCAACACAUUCAAAGCUGCCACGCCGCCCACCGUCGCCCGCCGCUGUCUCCUUCGCAGCAGACCUGCCGCCAUCGCCACUGGCCGAGCCAGAGCCGCCCACCGCCAAAACAGUCCCAGCUGCCCCGCCGCAAACCGUCGCUCGCCGCUGUCUCCGACAUGCCAGACCUGCCGCCAUCGCCUCUGGCCGAGCCAGCGCCGCCCACCGUCGCUCGCCGCUGUCUCCGACGCGCCAGACCUGCCGCCAUCGCCACUGGCCGAGCCAGAGCCGCCCGCUGCCAAGACAUCCCCAGCUGCCGCGCCGCCCACUGUCGCCCGCCGCUGUCUCCGACGCGCCAGGCCUGCCGCAUUCGCCUCUGGCCGAGCCAGCGCCGCCCACCGUCGCCCGCCGCUGUCUCCUUCGCAGCAGCCUGCCGCCAUCGCCGCUGGCCGAGCCAGAGCCGCCUGCCGCCAACACAUUCAAAGCUGCCGCGCCGCCCACCGUCGCUCGCCGCUGUCUCCGACGCGCCAGACCUGAUGCCAUCGCCACUGGCCGAGCCAGCGCCGCCCGCUGCCAACACAUCCCCAGCUGCCGCGCCGCCCACUGUCGCCCGCCGCUGUCUCCGACGCGCCAGGCCUGCCGCCAUCGCCACUGGCCGAACCAGCGCCGCCCGCCGCAACACAUCCCCAGCUGCCGCGCGGCCUACCGUCGCCCACCGCUGUCUUCGACGCGCCAGACCUGCCGCCAUCGCCACUGGCCGAGCCAGAGCCGCCCGCCGCCAACACAUUCCCAGCUGCCGCGCCGCCCACCGUCGCCUGCCGCUGUCUCCGACGCGCCAGACCUGCCGCCAUCGCCACUGGCCGAGCCAGAGCCGCCCGCCGCCAACACAUUCCCAGCUGCCGCGCAGCCCACCGUCGCUCGCCGCUGUCUCCGACGCGCCAGACCUGCCGCCAUCGCCACUGGCCGAGCCAGAGCCGCCGGCGCCAACACAUUCCCAGCUGCCGCGCCGCCCACCGUCGCUCGCCGCUGUCUCCGACACGCCAGACCCGCCGCCAUCGCCUCUGGCCGAGCCAGCGCCGCCCACCGUCGCCCGCCGCUGUCUCCUUCGCAGCAGGCCUGCCGCCAUCGCCACUGGCCGAGCCAGAGCAGCCCGCCGCCAACACAGUCCCAGCUGCCGCGCCGCCCACCGUCGCCCGCCACUCUCGCCGCUGUCUCCGACGCGCCAGACCUGCCGCCAUCGCCACUGGCCGGGCCAGCGCCGCCCGCUGCGAACACAUCCCCAGCUGCCGCGCCACCCACUGUCGCCCGCCGCUGUCUCCGACGCGCCAGGCCUGCCGCCAUCGCCUCUGGCCGAGCCAGCGCCGCCCACCGUCGCCCGCCGCUGUCUCCUUCGCAGCAGGCCUGCCGCCAUCGCCACUGGCCGAGCCAGAGCAGCCCGCCGCCAACACAUUCAAAGCUGCCACGCCGCCCACCGUCGCCCGCCGCUGUCUCCUUCGCAGCAGACCUGCCGCCAUCGCCACUGGCCGAGCCAGAGCCGCCCACCGCCAAAACAGUCCCAGCUGCCCCGCCGCAAACCGUCGCUCGCCGCUGUCUCCGACAUGCCAGACCUGCCGCCAUCGCCUCUGGCCGAGCCAGCGCCGCCCACCGUCGCUCGCCGCUGUCUCCGACGCGCCAGACCUGCCGCCAUCGCCACUGGCCGAGCCAGAGCCGCCCGCUGCCAAGACAUCCCCAGCUGCCGCGCCGCCCACUGUCGCCCGCCGUUGUCUCCGACGCGCCAGGCCUGCCGCAUUCGCCUCUGGCCGAGCCAGCGCCGCCCACCGUCGCCCGCCGCUGUCUCCUUCGCAGCAGGCCUGCCGCCAUCGCCGCUGGCCGAGCCAGAGCCGCCUGCCGCCAACACAUUCAAAGCUGCCGCGCCGCCCACCGUCGCUCGCCGCUGUCUCCGACGCGCCAGACCUGAUGCCAUCGCCACUGGCCGAGCCAGCGCCGCCCGCUGCCAACACAUCCCCAGCUGCCGCGCCGCCCACUGUCGCCCGCCGCUGUCUCCGACGCGCCAGGCCUGCCGCCAUCGCCACUGGCCGAACCAGCGCCGCCCGCCGCAACACAUCCCCAGCUGCCGCGCGGCCUACCGUCGCCCACCGCUGUCUUCGACGCGCCAGACCUGCCGCCAUCGCCACUGGCCGAGCCAGAGCCGCCCGCCGCCAACACAUUCCCAGCUGCCGCGCCGCCCACCGUCGCCUGCCGCUGUCUCCGACGCGCCAGACCUGCCGCCAUGGCCACUGGCCGAGCCAGAGCCGCCCGCCGCCAACACAUUCCCAGCUGCCGCGCAGCCCACCGUCGCUCGCCGCUGUCUCCGACGCGCCAGACCUGCCGCCAUCGCCACUGGCCGAGCCAGAGCCGCCGGCGCCAACACAUUCCCAGCUGCCGCGCCGCCCACCGUCGCUCGCCGCUGUCUCCGACACGCCAGACCCGCCGCCAUCGCCUCUGGCCGAGCCAGCGCCGCCCACCGUCGCCCGCCGCUGUCUCCUUCGCAGCAGGCCUGCCGCCAUCGCCACUGGCCGAGCCAGAGCAGCCCGCCGCCAACACAGUCCCAGCUGCCGCGCCGCCCACCGUCGCCCGCCACUGUCUCCUUCGCAGCAGGCCUGCCGCCAUCGCCACUGGCAGAGCCAGAGCCGCCUGCCGCCAACACAUUCCCAGCUGUCGCGCCUCCCACCGUAGCUCGCCGCUGUCUCCGACGCGCCAGACCUGCCGCCAUCGCCACUGGCCGGGCCAGCGCCGCCCGCUGCGAACACAUCCCCAGCUGCCGCGCCACCCACUGUCGCCCGCCGCUGUCUCCGACGCGCCAGGCCUGCCGCCAUCGCCUCUGGCCGAGCCAGCGCCGCCCACCGUCGCCCGCCGCUGUCUCCUUCGCAGCAGGCCUGCCGCCAUCGCCACUGGCCGAGCCAGAGCCGCCCCCUGCCAACACAGUCCCAGCUGCCCCGCCGCAAACCGUCGCUCGCCGCUGUCUCCGACACGCCAGACCUGCCGCCAUCGCCUCUGGCCCAGCCAGCGCCGUCCACCGUCGCCCGCCGCUAUCUCCUUCGCAGCAGGCCUGCCGCCAUCGCCACUGGCCGAGCCAGAGCCGCCCGUUGCCAACACAUUCCCAGCUGCCGCGCCGCCCACCGUCGCUCGCCGCUGUGUCAGACGCGCCAGACCUGCCGCCAUCGCCACUGGCCGAACCAGCGCCGCCCGCCGCAACACAUCCCCAGCUGCCGCCCGGCCUACCGUCGCCCGCCGCUGUCUCAGACGCGCCAGACCUGCCGCCAUCGCCACUGGCCGAGCCAGUGCCGCCCGCUGCCAACACAUUCCCAGCUGCCGCGCCGCCCACCGUCGCCCGCCGCUGUCUCCGACGCGCCAGACCUGCCGCCAUCGCCACUGGCCGAGCCAGAGCCGCCCGCCGCCAACACAUUCCCAGCUGCCACGCCGCCCACCUUCGCUCGCCGCUCUGCCGCACGGCGUACCGACGUCCGCCGCUGUCUCCGACGCGCCAGACCUGCCGCCAUCGCCACUGGAAGGACCAGCGCCGCCCGCCGCAACACAUCCCCAACUGCCGCGCGGCCUACCGUCGCCCGCCGCUGUCUCCUUCGCAGCAGGCCUGCCGCCAUCGCCACUGGCCGAGCCAGAGCAGCCCACCGCCAACACAGUCCCAGCUGCCGCGCUGCAAACCGUCGCUCGCCGCUGUCUCCGACACGCCAGACCUGCCGCCAUCGCCACUGGCCGAGCCAGCGCCGCCCGCUGCCAACACAUCCCCAGCUGCCGCGCCGCCCACUGUCGCCCGCCGCUGUCUCCGACGCGCCAGGCCUGCCGCCAUCGCCUCUGGCCGAGCCAGCGCCGCCCACCGUCGCCCGCCGCUGUCUCCUUCGCAGCAGGCCUGCCGCCAUCGCCACUGGCCGAGCCAGAGCAGCCCGCCGCCAACACAGUCCCAGCUGCCGCGCCGCCCACCGUCGCCCGCCACUGUCUCCUUCGCAGCAGGCCUGCCACCAUCGCCACUGGCCGAGCCAGAGCCGCCGGCGCCAACACAUUCCCAGCUGCCACGCCGCCCACCGUCGCUCGCCGCUGUCUCCGACAUGCCAGACCCGCCGCCAUCGCCUCUGGCCGAGCCAGCGCCGCCCACCGCCGCCCGCCGCUGUCUCCUUCGCAGCAGGCCUGCCGCCAUCGCCACUGGCCGAGCCAGAGCAGCCCGCCGCCAACACAGUCCCAGCUGCCGCGCCGCAAACCGUCGCUCGCCGAUGUCUCCGACACGCCAGACCCGCCGCCAUCGCCUCUGGCCGAGCCAGCGCCGCCCACCGUCGCCCGCCGCUGUCUCCUUCGCAGCAGGCCUGCCGCCAUCGCCACUGGCCGAGCCAGAGCCGAUCGCCGCCAACACAUUCAAAGCUGCCGCGCCGCCCACCGUCGCUCGCCGCUGUCUCCGUCGCGCCAGACCUGAUACCAUCGCCACUGGCCGAGCCAGCGCCGCCCGCUGCCAACACAUCCCCAGCUGCCGCGCCGCCCACUGUCGCCCGCCGCUGUCUCCGACGCGCCAGGCCUGCCGCCAUCGCCUCUGGCCGAGCCUGUGCUGCCCACCGUCGCCCGCCGCUGUCUCCUUCGCAGCAGGCCUGCCGCCAUCGCCACUGGCCGAGCCAGAGCAGCCCGCCGCCAACACAGUCCCAGCUGCCACGCCGCCCACCGUCGCCCGCCGCUGUCUCCUUCGCAGCAGACCUGCCGCCAUCGCAACUGGCCGAGCCAGAGCCGCCCACCGCCAAAACAGUCCCAGCUGCCCCGCCGCAAACCGUCGCUCGCCGCUGUCUCCGACAUGCCAGACCUGCCGCCAUCGCCUCUGUCCGAGCCCGCGCCGCCCAACGUCCCCCGCCGCUGUUUCCUUCGCAGCAAUCCUGCCGCCAUCGCCACUGGCCGAGCCAGAGCCGCCUGCCGCCAACACAUUCCCAGCUGCCACGCCGCCCACCGUCGCUCGCCGCUGUCUCCGACGCGCCAGACCUGCCGUCAUCGCCACUGGCCGAACCAGCGCCGCCCGCCACAACACAUCCCCAGCUGCCGCGCGGCCUACCGUCGCCCGCCGCUGUCUCCGACGCGCCAGACCUGCCGCCAUCGCCACUGGCCGAGCCAUAGCCGCCCGCCGCCAACACAUUCCCAGCUGCCGCGCCGCCCACCGUCGCUCGCCGCUGUCUCCGACGCGCCACACCUGCCGCCAUCGCCACUGGCCGAGACAGAGCCGCCGGCGCCAACACAUUCCCAGCUGCCGCGCCGCCCACCGUCGCUCGCCGCUGUCUCCGACACGCCAGGCCCGCCGCCAUCGCCUCUGGCCGAGCCAGCGCCGCCCACCGUCGCCCACCGCUGUCUCCUUCGCAGCAGGCCUGCCGCCAUCGCCACUGGCCGAGCCAGAGCAGCCCGCCGCCAACACAGUCCCAGCUGCCGCGCCGCAAACCGUCUCUCACCGCUGUCUCCGACACGCCAGACCAGCCGCCAUCGCCUCUGGCCGAGCCAGCGCCGCCCACCGUCGCCCGCCGCUGUCUCCUUCGCAGCAGGCCUGCCGCCAUCGCCACUGGCCGAGCCAGAGCCGCCCGCCGCCAACACAUUCCCAGCUGCCGCGCCGCCCACCGUCGCUCGCCGCUGUCUCCGACGCGCCAGACCUGCCGCCAUCGCCACUGGCCGAGCCAGAGCCGCCCGCUGCCAAGACAUCCCCAGCUGCCGCGCCGCCCACUGUCGCCCGCCGCUGUCUCCGACGCGCCAGGCCUGCCGCCAUCGCCUCUGGCCGAGCCAGCGCCGCCCACCGUCGCCCGCCGCUGUCUCCUUCGCAGCAGGCCUGCCGCCAUCGCCACUAG